UACCUUUGAAGAGUUGACUUCAAUUCCUUUGAUGGAGUUCGCUUGUUCUUCUUCAUCAUCAUCUCCAUCCUUCUUAAAAUCAGAACCCCAGUUCAAAUACGAUGUGUUCAUUAACUUUGGGGGAGAAGAUAUGGGUAGAAAGUUCGUUUCUCAUCUCCAUUAUGCUCUUUUACAAGCUCAAUUCAAAAAUUUGAUUAGCACAGAGGAUGUGCAAGAGGAAAUGAAGCUGGAAGAACACAUGCGAGCAAUAGCAAGCUCUAAGAUUGCAAUAAUUGUUUUCUUCCCCCUACCAGUUUUUACCGGUGAAAAUUUUGACCUUUGGAAACUCAAACUAAAGACAUAUUUUAUCUCACAAAAAUUGUGGGAUAUUGUUCAAUCUGGUUAUACAAAACCAGAUAAUAUUGAGACUCUAUCUGAGGAGGAACGAAAAAAGCUAGAAGAUUCUGAACAAAAGGAUGCCCAAGCAUUGUUUGUUCUUCAACAAGCUGUGGGAGAAACUAUCGCCAGGAGGAUCAUGGAUGCAGAAACUGCAAAAAGGGCAUGGGAUAUUUUAGAAGAAGAAUUUGAAGGCAAUGAACAGUCAAGUCAUGCAGAAAAAGACUGUUGGCAUCGUGGGAAGCCAAUAUGUCAUUAUUGCAAGAAGCCUGGUCACGUGGAGAAGUAUUGUCGUAAUAAAAAUAAGCACCAAGCAAACUUUGCUGAAGAACAUAAUCAGGAGCAACGUUUAUUCUAUGCUAAUCAAGAAUCUCAUAGUGGAGAAGGAAAUUGGUACUUGGACAGUGGAUGCAGCAAUCACAUGGCCAAAGAUCAAAGCAUCUUCAAAGACAUUGAUAAAUCUAUCAAUGUCAAAGUUCGACUUGGAAAUGGCGCCACAGUGGAGUCUCAAGGCAAAGGAACUGUCAUGGUGGAGACAAAGAAAGGUACGAAAUUCAUCAAGGAUGUUUUACUAGUUCCCAAUCUUAAAGAAAAUCUUUUAAGUAUUGGCCAAAUGAUGGAGAAUGGGUAUUCUCUUCACUUUGAGAAAGAUACAUGCAAAAUUUAUGACAAUAGAAGGAUAGAAAUUGGUGAAGUAAAAAUGGAGAAGAGAAAUAGAAGCUUUCCCAUAAGCUUCAAACCUGGAACUAAUAUUGCCAUGAAGGCGGAAGUUGAUGACUCAUGGCUUUGGAUGUCUUCUCGGCAAGCAACACCGAUUGCCAUUCUCAACAGACAAAGCAUGGAGAGCAAAAGAUUUACUAGAAUUAAUCCACACCGAUGUUUGUGGACCGAUGAGGACGCCUUCACAUCACAACAACAGAAAUUCAAGGCCCUUGUCGAUAAGCAAAGUGGAAAACAGAUAAAAGUACUUAGAAGUGAUCGUGGAAAGGAGUACACAUCUCAUGAGUUUGACAAAUUCUGUGAAGAUGAAGGCAUAGAACGACAACUUACAGUCGCAUAUACUCCACAACAAAAUGGUGUUUCAGAGAGAAAGAAUCGCACAGUCAUGGAGAUGGCGAGAUCAAUGCUGAAGGAGAAAGGACUACCAAAUACAUUCUGGGCAGAAGCAGUCUACACUGCGGUCUACCUACUCAAUAGAUGUCCUACUAAAGCAGUUCAAGACAAAACUCCAAUCGAAGCCUGGACACAGUUGCACAAUCAACCGCUGAAGCAGAAUAUGUGGCAGCCGCUGAAGCAACAAGUCAGGCUAUAUGGCUUCGAAGAAUACUCAAAGAUAUGGGAGAAAAACAAACUUGAAAAAAUCAUUGAAUGCCGCCAAACUUUUGGACAAAUAGUUCUGCCAGUAAUUUACGAUAUUGUCCAAUUGGAAGAACGUAAUCGGAAGGAUGAUUUGGUGAAAGCAUUGGAAGAAGUUGCACAAAGCAGCUAUUCAGGAGAACAACUAGAACAUGCGUUGUCCAGGUGGAGCCGAGCACUAACCAACGCUGCAGGCAUCACUGGUUGGGAUUUCAGAGAUUUCAGGCACGACGCUGAAUUUGUGGAGAAAAUUGUUAGACGCGUUCAGACAUUGCUGGACUAUACAAACAUGUCUAUUACCGCAUUUCCUGUUGGAUUAGAGUCCCACGUGGAAAAAGUGAUUGGAUUGAUUGAAGAACAAUCCACUGAAGUGUGUAUGAUAGGGAUAUGGGGAAUGGGAGGAUCAGGUAAAACUACCUUAGCCAGGGCCAUCUAUAAUCGAAUUUAUCAUCCAUUCAUUGGUAAGAGUUUUAUUGAAAAUAUUGGACAAUUUCAAGUAAACAAAAGGCAUGUUCAUUUGCAAGAAAAUCUUCUUUAUGAUGUCUUAAAAUCCAAGUUCAAGGUGGAAAGCGAUGGGGUGGGAAGAACUAUGAUCGAGACUAAACUUUCACAAAAGAAGUUGCUCAUUGUGCUUGACGCUGUGGAUGAGUUUGGCCAGUUAGAAAACCUAUGCGGGAAUCGACAAUGGUUUGGUCAAGGAACUGUGAUAAUUGUCACAACUAGAGAUGUUAAGGUGCUGAACCGACUAAAAGUUAAUUAUGUGCAUACAAUGGAUGUUAUGAAUGAAAAUGAUUCCCUUGAGCUUUUAAGUUGGCAUGCCUUCAGAGAAGCAAAACCAAGAAAAGAAUUCAAUGAGCUUUCAAGAAACAUAGUUGAUUAUUGUGGAGGACUACCACUUGCUCUUCAGUUCCUUGGUUCCUAUUUAUGUGAUAGGACAAAGGAAGAGUGGGAAAGUGUAUCCUCAAAACUAAAAGUAAAUCCCAUUAAUCAAAUUCAAGAGAAGUUGGAAAUAAGUUUUGAUGGUCUGCACGACAUGGAAAAGGAUAUAUUUCUUGAUAUAUGUUGUUUCUUUAUUGGUAAAGAGAGAGGUUAUGUUACAGAAAUACUAAAUGCCUGUGGAUUGUAUGCUGAUAUUGGAAUAACAGUUCUCAUAGAACGUGGCCUCAUAAAAGUUGAAAGGAACAACAAACUAGAAAUGCAUCCUUUGUUACGAGACAUGGGAAGAGAAAUUAUUCGCCAAAGAUGCCCAAAUGAACCAAGGAAAAGGAGUCGACUAUGGUUUGAGGAUGAUAUAAAAGAUGUACUGAAAAGGAAUACUGGAACAAAAGCUACUCAGGGAUUGUCCCUGAAACUGCAUUCAACCGGCAAAGAUUACUUUGAGGCUCAUGCUUUCAAGGAAAUGAAGAGACUAAGACUUCUACAACUGCAUCAUGUACAACUUACCGGAGAUUAUGAGUACCUUUCUAAACAACUGAGAUGGAUUUGUUGGAAAGGGUUUCCUUUAAAAUACAUACCAAACAACUUUCAUAUGGAAAAUGUAAUUGCAAUUAAUUUAAAACAUAGUUAUCUUCAACUCGUCUGGCAAGAAACACCGGACUUUUCGGGACUACCAAGUCUGCAACAACUCAUUCUAAAAGAUUGCCCAAGUUUGUGCAUGGUACAUGAAUCCAUUGGAGAUCUUUGCAAUCUGCUACUGAUAAAUUUAAAGGACUGCACAAGUCUAAGUUGUCUCCCCAGAAAUGUAUAUAAGCUGAGAUCUUUAAGAACUUUCAUUCUCUCUGGUUGUUCCAAGAUUGACAUAUUGGAAGAAGAUAUAGUGGGUCUACAUUCCUUGAUAACAAUAGUUACUGAAAAUACAAUUGUGAAACAAGUGCCCUGUUCAAUCGUAAAAAGCAUUGCAUAUAUAUCCCUACGUAGAUUUAAAGGAAUGUUACAUAAUACCUUUGCAUCAGUCAUUCAAUCUUGGAUGUCAUCAACAAUGAAACAACAAUAUUGUAAUAGUCCAUUUUUCAUGGAUAUGGAGAAUAAUAAUUGGCGUGUCCUUGUGCCACUGCAUAACGGCCUUGCAAAUCUUCGAAGUGUUUUGGUUCAAUGUAAGACGGAGUUUCAACUAUAUAAGAAAGUGAAAAAAAUUCUUGUCGAAUCACCACUUGUAAACUUUUCAGAAUCAAGAAUUUCAAAUCAUCACUUGAGGUUUUCUUUGAUUGGUGUUGGAAGUUACAAUAAAUUCCUCAGCACUCUCAGCGAUAGCAUUUCUGAGGAAUUAGUAAGCAGCGAGUCUUGUGAUGUUUCUCUUCCAGGUGACAACCACCCUUAUUGGUUGGCCCAUAGGGGUGAGGGGCAUUCUGUUUCUUUCACUGUUCCUCGGGAUUCUGACAUGAAGGGAAUGAUUGUGUGUGUUGUGUAUUUAUCUACCUCUGAAAUCGUGGCAACUGAAUGUCUUACAAGUGUCUCAAUUGUUAAUUAUACAAAGUGCACACUGCACAUACACAGGCAUGGUACAGUAAUUUCCUUCAAUGAUGAAGAUUGGCAUAAUAUAAUAUCAAAUUUAGGUUCAGGAGAUAAGGUGGAGAUAUUUGUGACCUUUGAUCAUGGAUUGGUGCUCAAGAACACAGUUGUAUAUUUGAUGUGUGGUGAAUCAAAUGGCUUAGAAAUGGUACCUUUCCCUGAGGCAGAGGAAAAUGCUCUGAAUAAAUUCUUUAAGAAAAUAGUAAUGUGUGAUUUCUGGUAA
Messenger RNA from Vigna unguiculata (cowpea), 4462 nucleotides. RefSeq names its product disease resistance protein RUN1-like. The record is from RefSeq and is a predicted model, not a curated record. Gene Ontology annotation, biological process: defense response. Lineage: Eukaryota; Viridiplantae; Streptophyta; Magnoliopsida; Fabales; Fabaceae. Gene Ontology annotation, molecular function: ADP binding.